AUUGAGCUCCCUGCUUUAUCUCAGUAUAUAAGAACGGGUUCCACGUUGUGCACAGCAGUAAGAUUCGUCUUUGAUUGUUAGUGUGACUGUUCUACUGUAAACUGUCCAUGAAAAAAUGGCUUGUUAUUUCAGUUCGGUUUUCCUUGCGAUGUUGGUCGGCGUUGGUCUGGCAUGGUUUGCAACUAAUGAAGUCAACAGUUUCCACCCCUCCAUCAGAGAAUUUCUUAUCGCAUCACAUCAUGAAAGCCUUCAAAUUGUAGAUGAAGCCAUUCACCAACCCAGGAAUCGACCAAGGAUAACCUCCUCUCUCAUCCAAUUGUACACAUAUCAUCGGCAAGCUGAGCCUGAGACCCAGGAGAUAUGUCGAGCUGCAGAGAUUUUUCAAACAACCCUUAAACUGCUAAAGGAAAGAGUGAAACAGAGCUACAAAAGGAAUGUCACAUUACCAGAGAUAUUAUCACUGGAGGACGUGAGGAUGAUUUCAGAGAUGUGUCACUGUCCUACUGCAUAUCCAAUCAACUGUCAGUACAGUCAUCUCAGCAAGUACCGCACCAUAUCAGGAGCCUGCAACAACAGGCAAAAUCCUCGCUGGGGAGCAGCCAACACCGCCUUGGUCAGAUGGCUUCCAGCUGAAUACGAUGACGGGGAGAACGAACCCAAGGGUUGGAACCGACAAAUGCUCCAUAAUGGAUUCCAUCUUCCCUCGCCUCGGAAGGUCAGCCAGGAAGUAAUCAGGACCUCUUGUAAAGAGACCGAUACGCACUACACUCAGCUGCUGGUGGAAUGGGGCCAGUACAUUGACCAUGACAUAACCUUUACCCCUCAAACCUCUGGAUCUACAUCUUACGGGACGGACUGUUUGGAUAUCUGUAAAAAUGUGCAUCCAUGCUAUCCCAUUGAGACAGAAGAUGAGCAUUGUGGUGAACAUGGCUGCAUGUCUUUCUUUCGCUCCUUGCCAGACUGCCAUGUACAGCUUGGGUGUGAUAUAAGACAAGCCUUGCAGCGACAACAGAUCAAUGGUCUCUCUUCAUUCAUUGAUGCUUCGGUGGUGUAUGGAAACACUCCAAAGCUUCAGAGCUUCCUUCGUGACCUUUGUGGCCUGAAUGGGAAACUUGCAGUCAACACCCAAUUCAGAGAUCCCAGAGGAAGACCGUACCUUCCGUUUGUAGACAAGCUGCCUUCAGCCUGCAUCCAGAACCCACAGGACCCACAGGGGGAGAGAGUGGACUGUUUCAGUGCCGGAGACAGUCGGGUCAACGAGGGUCUGCCUCUGACUAGUUUGCAUACGCUGUUUCUCAGGGAGCACAAUCGGAUCGCAGAGGCACUGAAACACAUUAAUUCUCACUGGAGCCCAGAGAUGAUAUACCAGGAAACACGCAAGAUUAUGGGCGCUCAGCACCAGAUCAUAACCAUGAGAGAUUAUGUCCCAAAGAUUCUUGGCCCAGAUUCGUUUCAUCAAUACAUUGGACCCUACAUGGGAUACGAUCCGACUGUGGACCCCUCUGCCGCCAAUGUGUUUUCCACAGCUGCAUUCAGGUUCGGCCACGGUACCAUCUCCCCGAUCGUCAGGAGACUGAACGAGAGCUUCCAGGAGCACGAGCUCUACCCCAGCUUGAGACUGCACAGUACUUUCUUCAGUCCAUGGAGAAUAAUCGAAGGUGGGAUUGAAUCAGUCCUGAGAGGUAUCAUUGGAUCUAAGGCAUCAGCUGUUAAGGCAAAAAUGCUGAUGACAGAGGAGGUAACAGAGAGGCUGGUCGUCCUGAAAGCACCACAGCGCAUGGACCUGGCUGCACUGAACAUGCAGAGAGGACGAGAUCAUGGUCUCCCAGGAUACAAUAAGUGGAGAGAAUUCUGUGGACUGAAGCACAUUAGGACAUUGGAUGAUCUCAAAGAGGUUGUGGGAGACAACACGGUUGCUGAGAAGAUACUAAAUUUGUACAAACAUCUUGACAAUAUCGAUGUUUGGCUUGGAGGACUAGUUGAAAAAGUAUUGCCUGGCUCUAGAACGGGACCUCUCUUUGCUUGCCUGAUUGGAAGGCAGAUGAAAGCACUCCGUGACGGUGAUAGGUUUUGGUGGAAUGCAGAGGGUGUGUUCACACAGCAACAGAAGAAUGAGCUUUUAAAAAUUUCCAUGUCUCGUCUCAUCUGUGACAACACUGACAUAAAGGAAGUCCCUUAUGAUUGUUUCAUAUAUGGAGAAUACCCAUCUGAUUAUGUCCAUUGUGAUUCUGUACCAUCAGUGAAUUUGGAAGCUUGGCGAGAAGAGGAGAGUCUAGACUUGCAGCAGUGUGGCUCUCCAGGAACAAUAGCAAAUGGGGAUUUUAUUUUGUCCUCUGCAUCUGGCCAACUGGUUGCUUUGUACUCCUGUUACCAUGGUUUCAAAUUACAAGGUGUUGCUGCUAUUGUUUGUGACGGAUAUCGGUGGAGUGGUCAGCCCCCACAGUGUACAGGGAGUCAUCUCUAAAUCGUCAACAACGCAGCAGAUCCAGAAAUGCGUCGUAGCUUUAGAACCAAGCUCAGGGAAAUGCUGUUUUCCUUGUUCUCUUUAUCUGUCAUUGAUGAUUUUGUUGAUUCAGUCUGUUUUCUGAAACACUUUUCAAAAUUAAAAUGUGUUCAAAUUUUAAUGAUAAUAUAUCUCAUAUCAACUCUAAAUUCUCUGUAGGUGUGAAUGCAAGUGUGAUUGUUUGUCUGUUUAUAGCCCUGCGAUGGAAUGGUGACCUGCCCAGGAUGUCCCUCACCUUCACCCUAAUUCAGCUGGAAUAGACCCAGCCCCCCCGCAACCAUAAUGAGGAUUAAGUGGAGUAUACAUAAUGGAUGGAUGGAUGGAUGGAUGGAUGGAUGGAUGGAUAGAUGGAUAUCGAAUAUCUUGUAACCUGUUCAAAAUUUGGUAGACUUUUAUUCUCUCUCAUUAGCAACAGUUGAAUUUAGAUAAAUAAAAUAUAUAUACAUAUAA
Messenger RNA from Amphiprion ocellaris (clown anemonefish), 2953 nucleotides. RefSeq names its product thyroid peroxidase (gene tpo). The record is from RefSeq and is a predicted model, not a curated record. NCBI's taxonomy places the organism in Eukaryota, Metazoa, Chordata, Actinopteri, Pomacentridae. Bases 116 to 2464 code for a protein of 782 amino acids. Gene Ontology annotation, molecular function: peroxidase activity; heme binding. The transcript has 13 exons. Gene Ontology annotation, biological process: response to oxidative stress.